Molecule: messenger RNA, 1500 nt
Organism: Rhipicephalus microplus (southern cattle tick)
Lineage: Eukaryota; Metazoa; Arthropoda; Arachnida; Ixodida; Ixodidae
Product: putative ATP-dependent RNA helicase DDX5
Molecular function (GO): ATP binding; nucleic acid binding
Source: RefSeq, a predicted model, not a curated record
AUGAACAUUAUCGAGCCGCAGGUCAUGUACUACAGACGCGCCACGGGGGAUCACUUUACUCUCCUCUUCCUGCGCCCUUUGCGCAGAAGGCCCGAGCGUGGCAGAAGCCAGCUGGAAGCUUUGCUGCGCGAGCCAGACUGGGAGCGAAUCCAGUCGCACCUCUUGCAGAAGAACAUCUACCGCGAACACCCGACCACGGCGAGCCGGUCUGCCGCUGAAGUGGACGACUAUCGGCGCACCAACGGCGUCGUGAUUGUCAAAGGACGCGGACCCAUCGCCAAGCCAAUCCUGGACUUCCAAGAGGCCCUCUCUUUUCCCCGUGGCCUCGUCGACGCCGUCCGGCACGAGCGCAACGGUGGUACGCCCACUUGCGUCGAGGCUCAGUGCUGGCCCGUCGUUCUAAGGGGUCGCGACUUCCUUGGCGUCGUGCAGGCGGGGUCGCCCAAGACGCACGCGUACGUGCUCCCAGCCGUCGCGCACGCGCUAAGCAUCCAGCGACCCCACAACGCCGGCGACGGCCCACUAGUCCUCGUCCUCGCACCGUCUCGGGAACUAGUGCAACAGAUCCACCGCCUGUUCCACGACCUCGGGAAGUCCUUCGGGCUGCGCAGCGUCUGCGUUCAAUCCGGCGUCGCCAAGAAUGUUCAGUACGCCGAGCUCGCCGUAGGCUGCGACGUCUGCGUCGGAACGCCGGGUCGCCUCCUGGAGUUCGUGACGGCACAGAAGUUGAAGCUUCUUUCGUGCACCUUCCUUGUCGUCGAUGGCGCAGAUCGCAUGCUGUCUAUGGGCCUCGAGCGCGAAGUGACGAAGAUCGCCCAGCAGAUCAGGCCGGACCACCAGACGGUGAUGUGGGUCACCUCGUGGCCGAAGGGCACGCAGCGCCUCGCCGAUACCCUGCUGGAGAACUACGUCCAGGUAAACUUCGACUCCGCGCAGCCUCAUCUGGUGGGCGUCAAGCAGUGUGUGUACGUCGUCAAGCAGACCGAGAAAGAGCGCGCGCUGGCCGAGCUCCUCGAGGACCUGCUCAGGGACGAGGUCGGAAGGGUUGUGGUGUACGCGAAGACACAGGAAUCGGUGCGCAAGGUGGCCUUGCAGCUGCGCGAGAGGAACUGGCGUGUGGUCACCGUUCACCGCGGCAUGGCGCUUGAGCAGCGUCUUUGGACGCUGAGCACGUUUCGCACCGGGGGCUCUCGCGUACUACUGGCGACUCACGGGUGUGGCCGGGACCUGGCCUGGGACUACGUGCGUUUCCUAGUCAACUUGGACUUUCCCGUUGAGCCACAUUACUACGCAAUGUUCGUCAACCGGCUGGCCAGCGUCGCCGUCGAGGGUGGCGAGGUGCAUACCUUCUUCACGCCUGACGAUAGUCGCCACGCUAGGGAGCUGGUCGCGACGCUACGACAGGCCGGGCAAGCUGUGCCUCGCGAGCUCUACAAACUCGCGAAGUCCUGUGCCCGCGCGGGGCCCGGUCGAAGGGCCAAGUAUAGUGACGGCAGCUGA